CCCCCACGCUCUUGCAUCUCGUCCGUCGAGAUCAGCAACAGCGUACAGACUUGUCGACAUGGUCAUGCAGACGCUCUCGCGCGCCCUCAUGGGCCUCGCGCUGCUUAACGGAGUCGCGCGAGGAUUCAACGUCUACGUGAGCAACAAGUGCGAUGAGAGCAUGACGCUGGCUCACGUGACGCCCAACGGCGUGCAGACCGAGCAGGUGGCGGCCGGAGGCUCCACCACCAAGUCUGUCGCGCCCGGUUCGGCUUCGCACGUGUUCAAGUGGGGCACCGGCGCCCAGGCUACCUUGGCCGAAUUCUCGGGUGAAAUGGGCAUGUGCUGGUACGACAUCAGCUGCAUCCCUACCGGUCCCAAGAGUGGCCCCGAGUACUGCUCUAGUCUGCAGGAGUGCAAGGACCUCACGGGCGGUGUGGGCUUCAACAAGCCCAUGCAGAUCACGCCGCACAAGCAGGACGGCGGACGUUGCGUCGAGCUCACGUGCAUGGCCGACGGUUGUCAGGAUGCCUACCUUUUCCCUAAGGACGACACCAAGACGCACACGUGUCCUUUGUCCACGGACUUCGACCUUACGUUCUGUCCUGGUGGAUCUGGAGGCUCCACGCCAGCUCCGACACCGGCCCCGACGCCCGCUCCCACGCCGUCUCCAACGCCGAUCCCUACGCCGUCCCCCACGCCGACACCGACCCCGACUGCAAUGCCUACGCCGAACGAGGAACAGCAGCAACAGGAGGAGCAGCCGGAGCAGCAGGGUCAGCAGUCGGCUUCGGCUUCAGCUGGUUCGGCCGGUCAGAACCAGAACCAGAACGAGGACCAGAAGCCCAAGUCCGGCUCUGGCUCAGACACCGAGGCUGGCGUCAAACAACUGCGUAAGGUCGACGCCGAGAGCGUGCAAAGCCCCACGACGCAGCAGACGCAGCCAACGACGGAGACGACGGACAGCGGCACUCAGCAGAUUGGCGGCCAGACUCCUGCUGCCGCGUCGAAGGAAGGUGAGGUGCAGCAGAUCAACAACCAGGCCUCGGGGGGCGGCGCUAACGGUACGCCGUACAUUGUGGUGGGCAUCGGCUGCUUCGUCGGAAUGGUGGCCGCUGCUGCCAUCUUUGUGGUGCGUAAGAAGAAGGCGGCGCUGGAUGACCUGGAGACCAAAACUCCCGUCUCGACGACGGCCCACGGCGCGCUCGCUAACUUCCGCACUCCUCGCGACAACGUCAGCGUGCUGUAAGUAGGCGACGCAGCAGUUUUGGAUGUGGACAUACACACUUUUUUAUCUGUAGAUACGGUAGCUAGCUAGUCGCGCGAAGUGGAAGCGCUCCAAGUGGCUAGCGACGGAUUUUGGUCAUACAAUCCUCGUGUGUGUGCUU
Messenger RNA from Phytophthora infestans T30-4, 1367 nucleotides. RefSeq lists its product as uncharacterized. The transcript has 3 exons. Bases 59 to 1228 code for a protein of 389 amino acids. The record is from RefSeq and is a predicted model, not a curated record. NCBI's taxonomy places the organism in Eukaryota, Oomycota, Peronosporomycetes, Peronosporales, Peronosporaceae.